Messenger RNA from Telopea speciosissima, 871 nucleotides. RefSeq names its product putative axial regulator YABBY 2. NCBI's taxonomy places the organism in Eukaryota, Viridiplantae, Streptophyta, Magnoliopsida, Proteales, Proteaceae. The record is from RefSeq and is a predicted model, not a curated record. Gene Ontology annotation, biological process: cell fate commitment; multicellular organism development. Gene Ontology annotation, cellular component: nucleus. The transcript has 6 exons. Bases 149 to 709 code for a protein of 186 amino acids.
UUCUACUUCCCUCUUCAGUCUUUCUUGUCACUUUUUUUUUUCUCUCUCUCAAUUUUGGAUCUUUUUUAUAUAUAAUUUUGUUUGUUUAAUUUUUAUUUUCUGGACAAUCCAAAAGGCUCUGGCGAUCUGCAAUUCUCCAAAACAAAAAAUGUCACUCGACGUCUCAUCUGAACAUGUUUGUUACGUUCACUGCAACUUCUGCAACACCAUUUUAGCGGUUAGUGUUCCAAACACGAGUUUACAGAAUCUGGUGACUGUGAGAUGUGGGUAUUGCUCUAAUUUGUUGUCUGUGAACAUGGGAGCUUUGCUCCAGACACUACCUCCUCAUCAAGAUCUUCAGUUUCAGAAUCAGAGUGUGAACUCUGAAGAUUCAAGUAAGGAUGGUGGAUCUUCUUCCAUUGGCAACAAGGUUUCCACGCCUGACUCUGUAGAGAGUGAACAAUCUCAACUACUUAUGCCUACACGCCCUCCAGAGAAGAGGCAACGAGUUCCAUCGGCAUACAACAGAUUUAUUAAGGAAGAGAUCCAAAGGAUUAAGGCUAGUAAUCCUGACAUUAGCCACAGAGAAGCUUUUAGCACUGCAGCAAAAAAUUGGGCUCAUUUUCCUCAUAUUCACUUUGGGCUAACACUUGAUGGAAACAAGCACAUAAAUAUUGAUGAAGGAUUUGGUGGUAGCGAAGGAACCAAAAAGGCUCAAGGUUUCUAUUGAGAAAUUUUAUCUUGCAAGUACUAGUGUUUUGGUAUAAUUAAUAUCUCUACUAAACUUUGAUAACUUGGACUAUAAAGUGUCCUAAUCUCAUGGGUAGGAAAUGCUGAACCUCCCAAGCUUUUUAUUAAUUAAUUACUUGCAUCAUCAUAAUUCUUGUUUAAU